Messenger RNA from Linepithema humile (Argentine ant), 2711 nucleotides. It is a transcript of the gene hay, whose product is annotated as ATP-dependent DNA helicase hay. Gene Ontology annotation, biological process: nucleotide-excision repair; transcription initiation at RNA polymerase II promoter. Gene Ontology annotation, molecular function: 3'-5' DNA helicase activity; hydrolase activity; ATP binding. Gene Ontology annotation, cellular component: transcription preinitiation complex; transcription factor TFIIH holo complex; nucleotide-excision repair factor 3 complex. The record is from RefSeq and is a predicted model, not a curated record. Lineage: Eukaryota; Metazoa; Arthropoda; Insecta; Hymenoptera; Formicidae.
UUAACCCAACCAUACCUGAAAUACAGCAAUAUACUCUCACUCUUCAAAGAUCGUCAAAGUGGUCCAAGUGUGUCGAGGUAUUAGUGUUACAGGUUUACUGAGCAGACACAAAAAAUUAAGAUAAAUGAUGUCUUAAAGGAGACAUAUAUUUAUAAAAAGAAGAUAUUAGUAUAUAUAAUAGCUUUUUUAAAGAAUGGGUCCACCAAAGCGCUUUAAAAAGGACAACAGUAAAUGGAAAAAGCGCAAGGACGAUUACGAUGAAUAUCACGAUGAUGAUUCGAUGGAUAGUAAUGAAGCAGAUGGUGUACCUGAUGCGGCAAAGAAUGAUGUGGAAAAGCAAGAUGAAAAUGCGCUUGAGGAUGAAUUUGGGGCAAAGGACUAUCGCUCGCAAAUGAUUCUAAAGCCAGAUUGUGCAUCCAGACCAUUAUGGGUGGCACCAAAUGGACAUAUCUUUUUGGAAUCUUUUUCUCCUGUGUAUAAACAUGCUCAUGAUUUUUUAAUUGCUAUAUCAGAGCCUGUAUGCAGGCCAGAACAUAUUCAUGAGUAUAAGCUGACUGCGUAUUCGCUCUAUGCUGCAGUUAGUGUUGGCCUACAAACGCAAGAUAUAAUAGAAUAUUUAAAGAGGUUAAGUAAGACCAGUAUUCCUGAUGGUAUAAUUGAGUUUAUAAAAUUGUGCACAUUGUCUUAUGGAAAAGUUAAACUUGUCUUAAAACAUAAUAAAUAUUUCAUUGAAUCGCCAUUUCCUGAAGUGUUACAAAAAUUACUAAAGGAUCCAGUAAUUCAAGAAUGUCGGUUGAGGAAGAUUGUAGAGAAUACAGAAGUUGAUGACAUUGUCACGAAUAUCCAAACCAAAAUAAAAGUUCCACAGUUUGGGUCAAAGGCAACCACAAACACUGCUGCAUCUAGUAAAACAAAUUCAGAACCCGAACCUGAGCAAAUAGUAGCAGAAACAGCUACCGUUCCAGAAGAUAUAACUGCCUUUUAUGACAAAAUUGACAAAGAGGACGAAGACGAAGAAGAAGAGCAAGAAUUAAAAACAGUUAGUUUCGAGGUGAAUCAGGAAAAAAUUGAAGUUAUACAGAAGCGAUGUAUCGAGCUGGAGCAUCCUUUAUUGGCGGAAUACGAUUUUCGCAAUGAUACUAUAAACCCAGACAUAAAUAUCGAUCUAAAGCCAUCAGCCGUCUUAAGACCUUAUCAGGAAAAAAGUUUGCGGAAGAUGUUUGGCAAUGGACGAGCUAGAUCCGGAGUGAUAGUCUUACCUUGCGGUGCUGGUAAAAGUUUGGUCGGUGUAACAGCUUGCUGUACCGUACGUAAACGCGCCCUGGUACUUUGCAACUCCGGUGUAUCUGUAGAACAGUGGAAGCAGCAGUUUAAAAUGUGGUCCACUGCCGACGAUUCCAUGAUUUGUCGAUUUACCAGCGAAGCGAAGGACAAACCCAUGGGUUGCGGGAUAUUGAUAACCACAUAUUCCAUGAUCACUCACACUCAGAAACGUUCUUGGGAAGCUGAGCAAACGAUGAAAUGGCUUCAAGAUCAGGAGUGGGGUAUUAUGGUUUUGGACGAGGUACACACUAUUCCGGCAAAAAUGUUCCGUAGAGUAUUAACGAUUGUUCAGUCUCACUGUAAGUUGGGAUUGACAGCGACGCUCUUGCGAGAAGACGACAAGAUCGCCGAUCUGAACUUUUUAAUUGGUCCUAAAUUAUACGAGGCUAAUUGGUUAGAAUUACAGAAGAGAGGAUUUAUUGCAAGAGUUCAGUGCGCGGAAGUCUGGUGCCCAAUGACGCCGGAAUUUUACAGAGAAUAUCUUGCCUGCAAAAUGAGCAAAAAACUGUUAUUAUACGUGAUGAAUCCAAACAAAUUUCGUUGCUGCCAAUAUUUGAUUCGAUAUCACGAAAGACGUGGCGACAAAACAAUUGUCUUCUCAGACAAUGUGUUUGCAUUGAAGCACUACGCUAUUAAAAUGAACAAGCCGUAUAUUUAUGGGCCUACUAGUCAGAACGAAAGAAUACAAAUUCUGCAAAAUUUCAAAUUUAAUAUGAAAGUGAAUACGAUAUUUGUGAGCAAAGUAGCGGAUACUUCGUUUGAUUUGCCAGAGGCAAAUGUCUUGAUUCAAAUUUCAUCCCAUGGUGGAUCUAGAAGGCAAGAAGCACAACGAUUGGGACGUAUUCUUAGAGCUAAAAAAGGAGCAAUCGCGGAAGAGUAUAACGCAUUCUUUUACACACUCGUGUCGCAAGAUACAAUGGAAAUGAAUUAUUCGAGGAAGCGUCAACGGUUUCUCGUGAAUCAAGGAUAUGCAUAUAAAGUUAUCACAAAACUCGCUGGCAUGGAUGAGGAGCCGGAUUUGAGUUAUGUAAGCCGAGAAGAGCAAGGUCAGUUGUUGCAACAAGUUUUAACGGCCAAUGACACAGAUGCAGAUGAAGAGAGGAUUCCUGGCGAUGGACUAAGACCGAUUGUGCGUAAAGCUGGCAAUAUGACAUCAAUGUCGGGAGCGGAUGAUGCUGUCUACUACGAAUACAAGAAAGCUGCUAGCUCAUCGACAGCAAAUAAACAUCCUCUCUUUAAAAAAUUUAGGACAUAAAUAUUGUGUACUCUUCUUUUUUCUAUUUCUAUUAUGUAGAAUCAUAAAAUGCAUGCGUUGUAUAUAUGUUGUUUGUAUCUCGCGUCAAGCGUUUAUAAUAAAAAAAAUUGUGAUAAAUAAUAAAUAAUAGAUC